AUGUGCGCAUGCGGACGCAUCCGUGUGGUCAGGUGCUUGCGCGUGCGCCAGCCCUUACGCCUCUCCUGCUCAAGCUCUGGCGCCAACAGGCGUCAAGUGCCGGUAGCCAUUGCGAGAGCAGUGGCUCCGCCCUUGUACCGGGUCCUCUACCGCAUGGCUUCCCUGCUCUUCUGCUCUUAUGCUGGGCCUGAACCUUCGCACACAGUCUCCACCCUCCUCUUGCAGCUGCUGCUGCAACUACUUCUACCCUCCUCUUGGGACGCAGCCACGUUGCGCAGGCCCCCUAACGGCGAGGGUCUCACCUUGAGCCGUGACAUGGGUAGGCAGUGGUUGAGGGCAGUAUGCGGAGGCCGGCCAGCCCCCGCGGAGCUGCCCCUCAUGCACACCACUCUGCUCCACGCAGCCUGUGGCCAGCGUUAUGUGCAGGGAAAGGUCCUGGGCGGUAUGGACGCCCCGGAGAAAAAGUGGCCAUGGCAGGUCAGCGUGCACUACAGGGGCUUCCACAUCUGCGGUGGGUCCAUCAUCGAUGAGUACUGGGUCCUGUCGGCAGCCCACUGCUUCGGCAGGAACAGGGAUAUGGAGGCCUAUGAUAUGUAUGUGGGCCUUGUGGACCUCAUGGUUGCAAGCAGUCACACCCAGUGGUUUGAGGUGAAUAAGGUGAUCCUGCAUGACACAUAUGAAGCACACCACCCUAUCGGAGGUGACGUUGCUCUAGUGCAACUGAAAACUCGCAUUGUGUUUUCUGAUGCUGUACUCCCCAUCUGCAUUGCCACCCCAGACGUGAGCCUUCAGAACCUUACCUGCUGGGCUACAGGAUGGGGAUUCAUCUCCCAAAAAGGUGACUCCUCAGACCACCUGCAGGAGGUACAGGUGCCUCUGAUCCCGUUGAUCCUGUGCCAACUGCUCUAUGGACAACCAUCACUAAUUCAGCCAGACAUGAUGUGUGCCGGGGACCUCAUGAACAUGAAGACUGUGUGUGAGGGUGACUCUGGGGGCCCACUCGUCUGUGAACUCAACCGUAUCUGGGUGCAAAUUGGAAUAGUGAGCUGGGGCCGUGGCUGCUUGUUCCCCAUGUAUCCUACAGUAUAUGCCCGAGUCUCCCAUUUCUCAACAUGGAUCCACCAUCAGAUAGCACAUACACCCCCACCUCUUCAGCCAUUCUCCAUACUCUCCUGCACUUUGGGGACCUCUGUCAGUGUCCUUGUGGCCAUGAUGGCCUUCCUGCCAAUGUUGUGA
Molecule: messenger RNA, 1236 nt
Organism: Phyllostomus hastatus (greater spear-nosed bat)
Lineage: Eukaryota; Metazoa; Chordata; Mammalia; Chiroptera; Phyllostomidae
Gene: PRSS38
Product: serine protease 38
Exons: 5
Coding region: 1-1236 (411 amino acids)
Biological process (GO): proteolysis
Molecular function (GO): serine-type endopeptidase activity
Source: RefSeq, a predicted model, not a curated record